CAUGGCUGUGAUGUCACCGGCUGACUUUCCCAUUUGCAGCCGAGCGAUGCGUUGCUAGGACGGGCGGAGGUGUUGUGUCCUGUAGGGCUCUCCGUACACGGCCAGGGACGGGAAGGAGCUCACACAGCACUAUACACACGUAUGGAGGUGAGGGGGGCGAACUGACCGGAGCAUGGCGGAGCGGAGGAGACACGGUGACAGUUUGUGAAAGACUGAUGACACUCGCAUCUUGGUUUCUUGAUUUCUUAUUUUGCAACAUCAUUUUUCAGUAGAAUCUUUUGUAUUUUUAUUUUUUUCCCUUGCUAUGAAAAAAUUGGCCUAUUUUAAGGUGGUAUUGGCCACCUCGCUGGUUUGGGUCUUUUUGGAUAUAUUUUUGCUGCUGUACUUCAGUGAAUGCAACAAAUGUGAGGAUAAGGAGCGGGGCUUGCCUGCAGGAGAUGGUCCUGGUGUUCAGAAACCACACGAAGGUCCAGGAGAAAUGGGGAAGCCUGUUGUUGUACCUAAAGAGGACCAAGAGCAGAUGAGGGAAAAGUUUAAAAUCAAUCAGUUCAAUUUAAUGGCCAGUGAGAUGAUAGCACUGAACAGAACUCUACCUGAUGUACGGCUAGAAGGGUGUAAAACAAAACUAUAUCCUGAUAAUUUACCAUCAACAAGUGUUGUAAUCGUGUUUCACAAUGAAGCCUGGACAACAUUACUAAGGACAGUGCACAGUGUUAUAAAUAGAUCUCCACGACACCUUCUUGAAGAGAUCAUUCUUGUGGAUGAUGCUAGUGAACGAGAUUUUUUGAAAAGACCACUGGAAAUAUAUGUCAGAAAGCUGAAAGUACCUGUACAUGUACUUCGCAUGGAGCAACGUUCAGGCCUGAUUAGAGCCAGACUUAAAGGUGCUGCUGCUUCCAAAGGACAAGUCAUCACAUUUCUAGAUGCACAUUGUGAGUGUACAGUAGGCUGGCUGGAACCUUUGCUAGCACGGAUUAAACAUGACAGGAGGACGGUAGUAUGCCCCAUUAUUGAUGUCAUUAGCGAUGAUACUUUUGAAUAUAUGGCAGGUUCUGAUAUGACUUAUGGAGGGUUCAACUGGAAACUAAAUUUUAGGUGGUACCCUGUUCCUCAGCGUGAAAUGGAUCGGAGACGAGGAGACCGAACUCUUCCUGUGAGGACCCCUACUAUGGCAGGAGGCCUUUUCUCAAUCGACAGAGAUUAUUUUCAGGAGAUAGGAACAUAUGAUGCUGGAAUGGACAUAUGGGGUGGGGAAAAUUUAGAAAUAUCCUUUCGGAUAUGGCAGUGUGGAGGUACGCUUGAAAUCGUCACUUGCUCUCAUGUUGGUCAUGUUUUUCGAAAAGCAACCCCAUACACCUUUCCAGGUGGAACAGGGCAAAUCAUCAACAAAAACAACCGAAGACUGGCCGAAGUGUGGAUGGAUGAAUUCAAGAACUUCUUUUAUAUAAUUUCACCUGGGGUUACUAAGGUGGACUAUGGGGACAUAUCUUCAAGAGUAGGCUUGAGACACAAACUGCUGUGUAAGCCAUUUUCUUGGUACUUGGAAAACGUUUAUCCCGAUUCCCAGAUACCUCGCCAUUAUUACUCUCUAGGAGAGAUUAGAAAUGUAGAUACCAAUCAGUGUUUGGAUAAUAUGGCACGAAAGGAGAGUGAAAAAGUUGGUAUUUUUAACUGCCACGGAAUGGGAGGAAAUCAGGUCUUCUCAUACACAGCUAGCAAAGAAAUCCGGACAGAUGAUUUAUGCUUGGAUGUCUCCAAACUUAAUGGUCCAGUCAUAAUGCUAAAGUGCCACCAUUUGAGGGGUAAUCAGCUAUGGGAGUACGAUCAAGUGAAAUUAACAAUAGUCCAUGUAAACAGCAACCAGUGCCUGGACAAGGCAGCAGAAGAAGACAUUCAAGUCCCCAGCAUUAAAGACUGCAAUGGCAGCCGAUCUCAACAGUGGCUCUUGCGUAAUGUCACUCUGCCAGAAAACUUUUAAAAUAUCUUUGGCAAACACAAUGGAAGAAUUUAUAAAAUUUAGCAAAAUGAAUUGACUGCGCUACCUCUGCACAUGUGAAUUGCACAUCCUUGUGUGUCCAGAGAAGGAGACUGUUUUCUGCACCUGUAAGUACAGACCAGGAGCUCAUAUCAGCUCAAGACUAGCUCUUGGUUUUUUAGUAGCUGCAGAACUGCCCACCUCUAUGAGGAUGUAAAAUGGUAUACUUUGUGUCAGAACUGUGCACAUUGAAGUUUACAAGAAGGAAAUUUUUCCCUCAUCAAGGAAUUAUCUAGGAGAACUUGCCCAGUGCAAAUUAUUUAGGCAUUGGUCCCCAAGAGAACUGCAUAUCGGUACAGUCAGCUUGCACAUCUGUACCCUCCACACACAUGCGUCGGAAGGUGUAUGCCAAGCAACUGUGACUUUCUGUGGACUGUGUAUCAUCAUGCUUCAUCUUCAGAGUAAAGAAUGUACAGGACGGACAACUGCAAUUCCAAAUACAUCUCACAUUGUUUUUAUGUGUGAUAAACAGGGUUCAAAAGAUAAGAUAAACACAUAUAUCAAAAGUACAAUUUGUAAUAGCAAAAUAUCAGAUUUAUAUGUAGAUUUUUUUUUUACCUUUUGGGCAACAAUAACCAAUAAAAAAAAAUCGUGUUUCAGUUGUAUUCUAGUAACGGAUAGAAUCUAUUUUUCAUGAUUGGAAUAUUAAUUUUUAAAAGAGAGAAAUGCCGAGAUGUGGAUAGGGAAUGUCUUUUUAAAUGUUUGUUUUUCUUUUUAAAUUUCUUGUUUUUCUUUCUGUUUUUGGGGUACUGACCAAGGUCCAUAAUGUUUGUUCAACUUGCCUUCUAAAAUGCAGGAUUAAUAAUACCAUGCAAUGUAAGUGUUGUGUCAUCUAAUGUAUUCAGUCUCUGUUUUUGUCUGAAGAGUUUAGAAAGAAAAAAUUAUUUCCACAAUGAAAUGAUCAAAGCGGUUAAGAGUGACUGAUUGUUUGUAGUACCGAGGAUUCAUACUACUGUACAUUUUUUUUACACAGCAAUAAAUCUAGUUUGUUCUAGCCAA
Molecule: messenger RNA, 3034 nt
Organism: Rana temporaria (common frog)
Lineage: Eukaryota; Metazoa; Chordata; Amphibia; Anura; Ranidae
Gene: GALNT1
Product: polypeptide N-acetylgalactosaminyltransferase 1
Exons: 12
Coding region: 305-1978 (557 amino acids)
Cellular component (GO): Golgi apparatus
Source: RefSeq, a predicted model, not a curated record